Oryza brachyantha (malo sina) is the source of this 1635-nucleotide messenger RNA. RefSeq names its product SAP-like protein BP-73. NCBI's taxonomy places the organism in Eukaryota, Viridiplantae, Streptophyta, Magnoliopsida, Poales, Poaceae. The transcript is spliced from 4 exons. The record is from RefSeq and is a predicted model, not a curated record. Bases 1 to 1458 code for a protein of 485 amino acids. Gene Ontology annotation, biological process: DNA-templated transcription termination.
AUGGAAUGGUUAAAUUUCCCUUGGUUAAUUAGCUGCCUCUCACUCCCUCCCUCUCGGCCGGCUCGUCUCCUCCCGCGCCUAUCUUCGGCGAGCCGGGGCGCCGCCGUCCCGUCCUCUGUUUCCGCUGCGUCCUCGCCGGUUCUCCUCAAGCACCGUCCUCCGUCGUCCCACAGCCAGCGGCGCCUCUCCAGUCUGCGCGCCAUCCUCCCGGAGUCGCCGGCGCACGGGGACUCCUCCGUAGAUCCGCAGCCGCGCCGGCCCAUCUACCGUCUGCGGGUACGACGCCGCCGGCUCCUCCUCCUCCCCCCAUUCUUGUCGUUUGUUGUUUGCCGCCGCCGGAGGAAGCCCACCGGCAGAAUGUUACCAACCUAUCAUGGAGAUAGCAGAUUUCUUCUGGGAGCUUGUUUCCUGAGUAAACUGCCUACACUACGCCAAAUGAAGGUGUCUUUGGUAUGUAGUGCUAACCCCAACAACCAUAGGUCAAGAAAUUUGGAUAUCACACGCCAACAGAAGGUUGGAUCAGCACGGAGGAAAAGUAAGUCUUACCAGGAGAAAGAUGACUCUGAGAACAUUUAUGAUUUUGAUACUGAUAUUAUGUCCUCCAGAAAUGGACCACCCAUCUCGUUAACAAGCAAUUCCCGUCCUCAAGCAACAUCAGUCCCAGGGGAAAGAGAGAAGGAGAUAGUAGAGUUGUUUAAAAGGGUUCAAUCACAAUUGAGAGCAAGGGGGAAAGGCAGGGACGAGAAGAAACCUGAACCAACAAAAGCACAGGGUGAAAGGGGCAGUGUUGAUUCCCUUCUUAAUUUGCUCAGGAAGCACUCGGUGGACCAACGAAGGAAGAGCAGUGAUGAGAAAGAACAGAGUGUUGACCAAACAAGGAGAAGCAAUGAAUCAGGAAAUAAACAAAACUCAAGCAUCUUCAUAAAGAAUGAUACUCAGGAAGAACAGAAAAAGCCACAGCCUGCAGCCUUCAAAAGACCAUCUUCGAAUUUUAGGCGAAGAUCACCUGUUCCUGGUGUAAAAUUCCAGCUUGUUACCAGUGUGGAUGCCGAGCGAGCCACCAAUAACAUCAAUGAUGCAGUUGAAGAAACUAAGGCAACUUUGGAAAAUAAGGUUGCCGCAGAUGAACCUGACUCGCUUUCUACAUACCAACCUGAUUCUGUAAUACCACCAGAAAAUCUAUAUUUGGGUGACGUUGGUCUUAUUUCAGAUGAUGAAACUGGUGCUUCAGAUACUGAUGAACCCAAUGGAGAAUAUGAUGAGCCAUCUUUGCAAAUUCCUAAUGUUCCAAUUGCUGACGAAUCUUGUGAUAUGAGUCUGGAACCUUCCACAGGAAGUUCUGAUUUAAGCUCUUUGAAGGUCACAGAACUAAGGGAACUUGCGAAAUCUCAGGGAAUCAAAGGAUAUUCCAAGAUGAAAAAGAAUGACCUGGUUGAAGUGCUGAGCAAUAUGGCUUGAUCCAUCAGUAACCCUGUCAACUUGGCGCUGUUUCUUCCCUUUUUAUUCACGUUGCCUUGGGCAAAUGCACCAUCUUGCCAUUCCUAUUUUGGCUAUAUCAACUUCUUUCAGAUAGAAAACUGUAAUUGAGCAAGGUAAACAGUAUUCUGUUCUGGUUUUAUUACUGCUCCUUUUGUU